Messenger RNA from Elgaria multicarinata webbii, 6426 nucleotides. RefSeq names its product BRD4 interacting chromatin remodeling complex associated protein (gene BICRA). Gene Ontology annotation, biological process: positive regulation of DNA-templated transcription. Gene Ontology annotation, cellular component: SWI/SNF complex. Bases 91 to 5505 code for a protein of 1804 amino acids. The transcript is spliced from 15 exons. Lineage: Eukaryota; Metazoa; Chordata; Lepidosauria; Squamata; Anguidae. The record is from RefSeq and is a predicted model, not a curated record.
AGUCUGUGCCUGCUGGGGUCCUGCCUCCGGAGCCCGUGCGGGGAUGUCUCGGAGACCCCGCGCUGACUGCUGCUCAAACAUCACGUUGACAUGGAUGAUGAAGAUGGCCGAUGCUUGCUAGAUGUAAUUUGUGAUCCUCAGGCCUUGAACGAUUUUUUACAUGGAUCUGAAAAGAUUGACAGUGAUGAUCUCUUGGACAACACAGGAGAUGCAGCCAGUGCCUUCUUUGAGGGCGCUGGGCUGCACGUGCAGGAAACCUCCGGCAAUCAUUUGAACCCUGAACAGAGCCAGCCCACGACCAGUGUGGACUUAGACUUCUUGGAAGAUGACAUCCUGGGCUCACCUUCCGGGAGCGGGGCCAACCUGCAGAACUCCGACCAGCCCUGUGACAUCCUCCAGCAGAGCCUGCAGGAAGCAAACAUCACUGAGCAGACGCUUGAGGCAGAGGCAGAGCUGGACUUGGGGUCUUUCCAGCUCCCUACGCUCCAACCAGUGGUCCACACUGCCUCCGAUGGGACUCCACAGAUUUUUUCCAGUGGGGCUGACCUUAUUGGGCUGCAGCAGCCUGCAGUCCUCACCCAUCAAGCACUGGUGCAGCAGUCGGUCGGGGCUGACGUUGUCAACAAGGCCAUCAGUGUGCAGCCUUUCCUCCAGCAAGUUGGCUUAGGGAAUGUCACCAUACAGCCAAUUUCCAACCUUCAAGGGUUGCCCAACGGGAGCCCCAGUGGGGCGCUGGGCAUUGGGCAGAUCCAAGUGGUUGGCCAGCAAGUGAUGGCGAUUAACCAGCCCACUCAGCAGAUCAUUGCUAAGCAAGUUCAGCCUUCCCAAGUGACCACCAUGCCUGUCGGUAGUUAUAUCACUCAGACAGCACCAGAGCAACAGCAGGUCACCCUUGCCUCUGCUGGGGUGUCUUCCCAGAAUGCAGGCCUUGUCAUCCAGAAGAACCUCCCUGCAGUGGCCACGACAACACUGAAUGGAAGCUCCAUGUUUGGGAGUGUGUCUGCCACACAGGGCUCCCAGCCUCUCACGGUCACAUCAAAUUUGAGCAGCCCGCUGGUGCAGGCCCAAAAUGUGAUCAUUCACCGGACACCCACACCAAUUCAACCCAAACCAGCAGGAGUCCUCCAGCAGAAGUUGUAUCAGAUCACCCCCAAACCAUUUGGCCCCAACAACACUACCCUCACCAUCCAGAACGAGGCUGCCCUCCAACAACAAAAAGCCCAGCAGAAUUUAACCUUCAUGGCAGGCAAGGCAGGGCAAAAUGUGGUGCUUUCUGGCUUCCCGCCAGGGCUGCCUGCCAACAUGUUCAAGCAGCCCCCACCACAGCAGCAGGCCCUCAGCAAGGCCAUGAGCGUCCACUUGCUGAAUCAAGGCAGCAGCAUUGUUAUCCCAGCACAGCAUGUCCCUCAGGCCAUGCUGCAGGGUCAAAACCAAUUCCUUCUCCCAGGACAGCUCACAGGCACGUCUGCAGUUCAGAUCCCCCAGCAGCUGUCAGCCUUGCAGGCUAACAUGGGUGGCCAGAUCUUAACCACCUCGCAUCCUAGCGGGCAAACGCAUAUCAUCACCAGCCAAGGGCCUGGCGGGCAGCUAAUAACGAAUCAAGCGCUGCCUGCACAGAUCCUUACCAAUCAGAACCUGGCAAGCCAGCUGAACUUGGGGCAGGUACUGACAUCACAGAAUGCACAUGGCACUGCCCACAUUCUUUCUGCUCCUAUCCAGCUGCAGCCUGGGCAGGUUGGCCAGCCGACUCUCUUCCAGAUGCCCGUCUCUCUAGCUGGUAGCCUGACAACUCAGAGCCAGCCCACUGUUGCAGCCUCGCUGGCCAGCAGUGCCAUCAGUCAAACUGGCCAGACUGUUAUCCAAGGAGUCACCCUGCCUAACCAAGUGGCUAUGUUAAAUGCCACUGAGAAUCUCAACCAAACUGUGACCAUCCAAGCACCUCCUAGUGCCAGCAGCCAGAGUCCGGGUCUCAUUCAGCCACAGCCAACCUCCAGCACCAACCUGCUGCCAAGCAGUGACCAGGCCAACCUAUUAACCGUCCAGUCCACCUCCCAGGCUUCUGCUCCUUCCCAGCUUCAGCUGAAUGUACAGCAACAAACUCCACCACCUCCGCAGCCAGCGCAACUACCCAUGACUUCCCAGCCCAGUCCUAACUUGGUGGCAUCUAGUCCUGAAAAGAUCAUCUUGGGCCAGGCAGCUGCUGGAACUGUCAUCUCGCAAGAUUCCAUGCAGAUGUUCCUACAGCAGAAGGAUCGGAGCCAGCAGCAGCAGCAGCAGCAGCAAUUUUAUUCGCCAGCCCUGAAAAUGCAGCAGGAGAGCACUAUGAACGAAUCCACAGUACCUCCCCACCUGCCAAUGCCUCUGCCCAUCUACAGCAUAGCCACCACCGCACUCAGCACCACAAGCAGUGUCCCAGCCUCGGUGAUAGUCAGCAGCAGCGUAGGCGCAGCGCUGCAGCCGCCUGCCAGCCGAGAGCUGAGCCAGAACCACAACCUGCCACCGGUGGAGUCCAAAGUACCUCAGUUCUCGGCCGGCCCUCCCCAGCAGGCAAUGGCUUGCCAGUUACCUUCGGGACAGCAGAAACUUCCUGGAGCCUCCCCGUCCCACUCACUACCUCAUCCUUCCAUGGGGGAGAGCCCCCAGCUCCAGCCCACACACCUUUCACAGAUGCAGUCUCCGCACCAGUCCCGGCCUCCAUCGCAGCCUCAGCCUCUUUCCCGGCCUCCCUCCCGGCCUCACUCAAGGCCUCCUUCCCAACCACAGACCUUGUCCAGGCCUCCUUCUGAGCCCCUGUCACGGUCCUGCACCCCGCAGACUCAGAUGCAGAACUUGUACGUGAUCCAGAAUCAAAUAGCUUCUUCCCCUCAUGGCCCCAACCAGCAUCCCCUGCGACCCCCCUCACAACCUCAGGUACCAUUCCAAGCCCCACAGGCCCAGCCCGAGGGGCAGCCCCAGCUGGCAACCCCUCCACACCUGCAGCUCCAGGUUCAGCUUGCUCCUCAGCUCCAGCCACAAGCCGAGGCCCAGGUGCAGGCCCGGCUACAACCCCAGAUUCAAGCUCCCUCGGAGGUACAGCACACGCAUUCCCCCCAUUUCCAGCUCCAGUUUUCUGCCCAGGGCCCCAUCAAGCCUCCCACGCCAACCCAGACGCUUCAUCUAACGCCAGAACAGCAGAGGAGUUUUCAGAUGGUUCCGAAUCAGUUCCAGGCUCUCUCGACUAUUCCAGCUCCCAUACCUCAGCAGAAGCAGCUCAUGGACCGGUUUCAACAGGUGCCCCAGGGGAUUAUCCUGCAAACGAAGCAGCCAACUUCCACUAGCCAAGCCCCUCCCGUGCUGAGCCAGUUCAGCAGUCAACCAUCCUCAGUCCUGGUUAGCAGCCAAGGUCAGCAGGUCACAGUGACGACAGCUCAAGCACCACCAGUUCAUGGCCAUGCGCCCGUGCCUGCCGCAGUUCAGCCUUCUAAUACAGGCUCAAGCAAGGCAGCUGCUGUGCUUGAAAAGGGGCAAGUACAGAGAGGAGGAGGAGGAGGAGGAGGGCAGCCUGCACAGCCUUCGUCACACCUCCAGCAGCAAACACCUGUGUUGGUCAAAUCAGCAUCAAUAUCUAUUGCUGCUGCAGCUCCUACAGAGAGCAAAACGUUUUCUAGCAGCUCCACUACCAUUUCUGGAGGGAAAGCAAACACCGGGCAAGGAAAACCUGCAGCUCCUCUUGCCAUACAGCAGCCAGUUCAGACUAAGCCUGGAGUCAUUAGCUCUGUGUCAGGUCUGAAUCUUGGGAAAGGUCCGUUGCAGCUCCAGGUAGUUGGAAAGGGCUUGCCACAACUCAUGCCUUCAACACCUGCCCAAAUACAGCAGCAGUAUGACAGCAAGCUCGCAAGCCUGAAGAAGCCACCUCCAAUGCUGCAGCCUAGCAAGGAAGCUUGUUUCUUAGAACAGCUUCAUAAGCACCAGGGAGCAGUGCUGCAUCCUGAUUACAAAACCUCCUUUCGGUCAUUUGAAGAUGCCUUACAGAGGCUCCUACCGUACCACGUCUACCAGGGAACGUUACCUUCUCCCCAUGACUAUCGGAAAGAUGAAGAGUUUGAAAUGGUGUCUACACAAUUGUUGAAACGCACACAAGCCAUGCUGAACAAGUAUCGCCUGCUGCUCUUGGAGGAAUCCCGGAGAGUCAGUCCUUCAGCAGAAAUGGUGAUGAUCGAUCGGAUGUUCAUACAGGAAGAAAAGACCACCUUAACUCUUGAUAAACAGCUAGCAAAGGAGAAGCCAGAUGAGUACGUCUCCUCAUCUUCACGGUCACAAAGUUUUGCUUCUUCUUUGGCUCAGGGCUCUCUGCCCAGCAGCGCCGCUUUGGCUUCUGAGAACCUGAAGGCCCCUCCAGUGCAGAUGGCAACCCAGAUCAACCCCACAAAACUAGUCAUCAAGCACAGCGGAGGCUCUCCCUCUGUCACGUGGGCCAAGGCCUCUCCCUCGUUGGAUGGCGAUGACGACGCGAUGCCCUCCAGGAGUAAGCCACCCAUCAAAACUUACGAAGCCCGGAGCCGGAUUGGACUGAAGCUGAAGAUCAAACAGGAGGCGGGGCUUAGCAAAGUAGUUCACAACACUGCCUUGGACCCGGUUCACCAGACACCGCCACCGCCGCCCGUGUGCACAGUGAUCAAAACUGCUGACCAGCACGCAUCAGCUUCGGCCGCUGCCACCACCACCACCACCGCUGCCACCACCUCCUCGAUGGCAGGGCAGAUGAAUGGGACAGUUGACCAUAUCGCUGCAGCUCCACUGGAGAAAAAGCCCACGGUGACCUACUGUAGGCUUCCUCUCCGCAAGACUUACCGGGAAAACGUGGACGCUUUUGUAGCAGAUAAAGCCCCUGACGCCUGCCUGAAAGGGAGCGCUCUGAAAGCCGAUGUGGUGCCAAGCACCCUCAUCAUCAAGCAGGAUGGCGGGUCCCGGAGUGUCAUCACCUCCCACAAAACUCACGAGAGCCCCUCGGUGGCUGUGGCAGAGAAGGGCAGGUCAGAAGAGAACACCAAGCAUACCUUUUUCAACCGGAGCGAUGCCCGUUCCCUAGUGAUGCAAGAAAGCCCUGCCCCUCCUAAGACCGACGAUUCAACCAGUGGCCUUAUGAAGGAAUUAGCAGAGGUUGAGGAUGAGUUUUAUCACCGGAUGAUAAAGACGGAGCCACCUGACCACGGAUCUGCCUCUGAACUCGCUUGGGAGGUAGCCCUGCCCCCAGCCAAACGCAGAAAGUCUGAAUCUUUUGACGUGGACAAUGCCAGCUUCUCAAGUGAUAGCCCCCCUGAUGACUCACUUAAUGAGCAUCUACAGAGUGCCAUUGACAGCAUCCUGAAUUUGCAGCAACCUCAGGCUGGGGGCCAGAACACCCGAACACCCUCCUCUUCCUACAACUCUUCCUCCUCCCCUUUCUCCUCCCCUGUUCACCGCACGGACACGUAUCUUGCCCCCAAUCACAAUGGCGGCCUUGGAGCAAGGACGUUGAACAGAUAACAGAAACCUAAAGCAAGUGGAGACUGUACAAAGAGAGCCAAGGACUGAAGCUGCAGCAGCUUCUGCUGGCUGGGAAACGGUUGGAAGCCAAGGUGCCACUUCCCAGGGACCCGAUAGAAUGGAGCUGAUACCAGAAAGUGGGGGGGGGGAGAGUGGGGGCCUGGCAUGGGGAGGGCCACGAGAAUGUCCUACAGAGGCUUCAUCCAUCCAAGUGUUUAUAUGAUGGGCUUUGGUUGUUGUAAAGUACAAGCUAUGGCUGGAUUUACAAUACACUCAUCUCCUCACAUGCACCAUUAAAAAGAAAGUUCAGCAAAUGCCAGGCAGGCAAGUGGGAGGGGGUUGGAUUUGGGGCCCAUAGGUAGUGUUGGCUGUGUAAUAUUUAGAUUCUGUAACAAGUGGCUAAUUUGAAUCUCUGAAUGAUGAUAAUUGGGUUUUAUUUUCCCCCCUCUCCCCAAACUCCACUACUAUAUGUAGGACAUUUUAACAAAUCCCAAGUUAGAAGCCAGCAGGGAGGCCAAAGGAAUGGGGCAGGGGGACAGCUCCACCGGAGUUGCCAGGAGGGGCAAUUAUGUAAUUGAUUCUGUCAGGUUUAUUAAGUUAUUUUAAGUAUGUACUGUUUUUUUUAUUUUUUAUUUUUAUUUUGUUUGUUUUUUACAAAAAAAGAAGAUUUUGAACAAAAUGGGAAAAAGAAAGGAGAAAAAUACAAACACUAAUGCGUAAAAACAUAUAAGCAUGGAUGAGUUUACAAAUAAAGAGGAAACCGCUCCCUUUUCGGACAUAGAUGGGUGUGGUUAACACAGCCAUGGUGACUGAAACAAGGAAAGUUCUGGCAAGAGGGUGUACACUUCUCUAUCCCCCCUUCCCCCCCCACCCCUUGAAACAAAACAACAAGAAGUCAGGCUGAGCUGAUGACAACAGUGU